This is a messenger RNA of Daphnia pulex (common water flea), 662 nucleotides long. Its product is annotated as histone H4. The record is from RefSeq and is a predicted model, not a curated record. Lineage: Eukaryota; Metazoa; Arthropoda; Branchiopoda; Diplostraca; Daphniidae. Gene Ontology annotation, cellular component: nucleosome. The coding region runs from base 294 to 605 and encodes 103 amino acids. The transcript has a single exon. Gene Ontology annotation, biological process: nucleosome assembly. Gene Ontology annotation, molecular function: structural constituent of chromatin; DNA binding; protein heterodimerization activity.
CAUUUCGAGCGACUGAAAUUACAGAUGUCCUAACUAGUGAAAAGUGCUUGGUAUAUCUGGGGAACCUACGGACGUUGCGGAGCUAAGCGAGUUCACUGGCUAGGGAUUGGUUAGUUCAAAAAUGGGAGGGAAAAGAAAAAUUUAUAACGGAAAUCCUUUUUGUUGACAAGUGAUGGCUGGAGCUGAGUUCCACCAAUAGGAGUUCAGCUUGAGGAUCCGGUAGGGUAUAUAUUGGGCCCAUAGUGAGUUUAACAUCAUUCGAUAUUUUUUAAAUCUCUGAAACUCAUUUGAAAAUGACUGGUCGCGGCAAAGGAGGAAAAGGACUCGGCAAGGGAGGCGCCAAACGUCAUCGCAAAGUUUUGCGUGACAACAUCCAGGGAAUCACCAAGCCGGCCAUCCGUCGUCUUGCCCGUCGUGGUGGUGUCAAGCGAAUCUCUGGUCUCAUCUACGAGGAGACCCGCGGUGUGUUGAAGGUGUUCCUUGAGAACGUGAUUCGUGACGCCGUCACCUACACUGAACACGCCAAGAGGAAGACGGUGACGGCCAUGGACGUCGUCUACGCACUGAAACGCCAGGGCCGCACUCUGUACGGUUUCGGCGGUUAAAUCUUUUCUAGCUAUUGAUACUCCGAUCUUUCAAUCCAAUCGGCCCUUUUCAGGGCC